Molecule: messenger RNA, 2622 nt
Organism: Oryzias latipes (Japanese medaka)
Lineage: Eukaryota; Metazoa; Chordata; Actinopteri; Beloniformes; Adrianichthyidae
Gene: rnf11b
Product: ring finger protein 11b
Biological process (GO): ubiquitin-dependent protein catabolic process
Cellular component (GO): ubiquitin ligase complex
Molecular function (GO): ubiquitin protein ligase activity
Source: RefSeq, a predicted model, not a curated record
ACGUCACCCUCUUUUGUCGUUACUCAGCAGCUGCCGUGAAAUUGGAAAGUCCCUAACAGUUGAAUAGGUUUCGGGCAGAAAAUUGCGGUUGAGUCCGUCGCUCUUGAAUGAGCACUUGUUAUAUUCGUUUGGCGUCGUUUUCAAAUAUGAGACUGGCGUCGCCUGUUUGAGCCGCGAGUUGGUUUCGAAGCGAACAUUUAUGCUCCCCGCCGAGUAGCUAGCGUAGCGGGCUAGCUCUUUGUAAGCUAGCAGCUAGCUCGGGGAUGUGUUGUUGUUGUUGAGGCAGGCAGCCCUCCCGUCGUCUGGGAGAGGGGGGGUCCAUCAGCUGUGCAUGGAAAUACGCCCUUUCGACGCCUUCCCAGACACUGAUUCAAUUCCGCGACAGGAACGGGGGGGAUUUGGCUGUGGACAAGCGACGGAAAUCGAAGGAAAGGUUCGAUUCUAGAGGAAGGAGAUGGGAAAUUGUUUGAAAUCUCCGACUUCUGAUGAUAUUUCGUUGCUUCAUGAAUCCCAAUCGGACCGGGCCAGCUACGGAGACGCUGCUGACUUCGACCAGGAGCCCCCGCCCCCUUAUCAGGAGCAGAUCCAUGUGCCCGUUUACCACCCGACGCCCAGCCAGGCCCGACUGGCCACUCAGCUCACAGAGGAGGAGCAGGUUCGCAUCGCCCAACGCAUCGGGCUCAUCCAGCACCUGCCGAAGGGCGUCUACGAUCCGGGCCGGGACGGAUCCGAGAAGAAAAUCAGAGAGUGUGUCAUCUGCAUGAUGGACUUUGUUUAUGGAGAUCCCAUCCGGUUCCUGCCCUGCAUGCACACCUACCACAUGGACUGCAUAGACGACUGGCUGAUGAGGUCCUUCACCUGCCCGUCCUGCAUGGAGCCCGUGGACGCUGCUCUGCUGUCGUCUUAUGAGACCAACUGAUGAUACAAACACGCGACUUCCACCUUUCAAAAUCAUAUCCCGGAUUAGUAAUACGGUGGCGUGAAACCGUGUAGGUAACUCUGCCUGUGAGAGCGUGAAUGGAUGGGAAGUGCUGGACUGUGGUGCGUUUGUGUGGGUGUCUGCGCUGCUCCUCAGCGGGCCUGCUGGACAGGACUGGACCUGAGAAAAGGACUGAAGAGAUGAAGGCCAACAUUGGAUUUGAGGUCAGUGGGUGUACAGGAAGACUGACAGCGACGUCAAGCAGACGGACGGUUGGGAACUCCCUGCGGUCUCCUUUUAAAUAUGCCAUACAUGCACACACGAGCUCACUUUACUUUCUGCCUGCUGUUGGAAAAGAGGGGGCUCUUCACACCUCCAUGAUUACAUUGUGGGCUGGUUUUCUAUUUUAUUUUUUUCCUUCUUUAUUCACUUUACUUUAAUGAAAUUAGACACUGGAAAAAAACAGCCGGUAAAAUGUUUUCCAGUUUGUUCAAUUAGCUGCAAAAAGUGCAAAGACGCAAACAGGAGUCCUUCUUCUUCUCUGUUGACGUACCAUAGGACUCUUUGGCUUCAGUGAACUGGUCACGACUUGUCUUUUUGUACAGAUGGUUCCUGUAAAAAGUAGUGAUUGUGGCUUAUAAAAGCUGUUUUUUCCUUUGGUUUGCCUGUCAUCAUAAGGGCUCUUUCCCACCGCUGUUUACCAACAACACAAGGAAGACAGGAACCACAGUCCUGUCGCUGUCGGCUCUAUUGACCCCAAAACAAGUUUGUCCCUCCAGUUCCUUUAGUUCUCCCAAUGAGGGGGGAACAAACCCAGGUGAUGCAGAGAUUCUAGAAACUAUUCAAAAGGUAAUCAAAGGUAAAAUACCAUGACAUACUUAGCAGUAAUACUUCUAUGUUUUUCUGUUUUUAUCAUGUACAACAAUUCAUUUUUCUGUUUUUAUUUCCAUCAAACGACCUUCAUCUCAGUGAUUUCAUUAACUUUCUCUCCAUUUGACUACGAAAGCACAACAUCAGUGAGUCACUUAGCAGGUUGGCUGUCAGCACCUUAAUUUUUAUACAGUACUUUAAUAUUUUUCUUUUUUUGGUAACAAGAUUGAUCUUCAUGGCCUUAGGUUCUCCAUGAGAGCUGCUGAACAUCUUUUAAAAAACAAGACGUGGGUUUGAGAGCACAAGUGCCAUUGAGCUGUCAGCAGUCCUCAUGAGCAACAAACACUAAUCAGCUGUCUGAAUUUUUGGGUUUGGAUCAGCGCCCUCUAUUGUCGUUUACCUACAUCUUGCAAGAAUUGUUUUUUGUUUUUAGCAACAUGAGGAAAGUUUUCAUCUCUGUUCUCAUGUGUCACACUUCCUCCUCUGUCUUCAUGGCUGCUCACAUAGUAACGCUGCACACUGAGAAAACUUUACUCUCAUCUCCUUUAUUUUUCAAACAAUGACUUUGCUAAAAGUAAAAAGUUCCUCACAGGAUAUUGAGGUCUCUGCUUGUGACUCUGCGUUCAAAGAGGUCUUUUAUUUUGAAAUCAAACGGGGGAAAAAUGUUUCAUUGUGCAGAAUUUUUCUUUUUGCUCUUCUAGAAUAGAAACAGUUUCCCAUGCGAGUCCGGUAUGUGUGACGUGUCUGAGUGCUUGUAUAUCUGUUCCCUGUUUGUAAACUAAAUAUGCAUAUGCUCUGUACUAAAGGAAAUAAAUAGACAUUGCAAAAAACAA